GCCAUUAAUUAAUUUUAUGGCUGUAAGUGAUGGAAGUCCCAUGUUUUUGAAGGCAAUUGAUGCAACUAGUGAGUAUAAAGAUAGAUUUUACAUGGCUGACUUGAUAAAGAAAGUGGUUGAAGAAGUGGGGCCUCAUAAAGUUGUUCAAGUAAUUACUGAUAAUGCACCUGUUUGUAAAUCUGCUGGUAAGAUGGUGGAAGAUGAAUAUCCUCACAUCUUUUGGACACCAUGUGUGGUGCAUACACUUAAUCUUGCCUUGAAGAAUAUAUGUGCAGCAAAAAAUACAGAGGCAAAUGAAAUUGUUUAUGGAGAAUGCUGUUGGAUCACUGAGCCGAAACAAGAUUUGCAUCAACAAUUGUGAUGUUGAAGAGAUUCAAACUUAUCAAAACUUCUCUUCGUACACUGGUUAUUAGUGAAGAAUGGAAUGCUUAUAGAGAUGAUGAUGUUGGAAAGGCUGCUACUGUGAAGGACAUAAUUCUUAAUGAUCUUUGGUGGGAGAAGGUUGAUUAUAUUCUCUCUUUCACUAAACCAAUUUAUGAUAUGUUGAGAUUUGCUGACACAGAUAGACCCACACUUCAUUUGAUUUAUGAGAUGUGGGAUUCAAUGA
This is a messenger RNA of Prosopis cineraria, 607 nucleotides long. RefSeq lists its product as uncharacterized. The record is from RefSeq and is a predicted model, not a curated record. Bases 17 to 361 code for a protein of 114 amino acids. The transcript has 2 exons. NCBI's taxonomy places the organism in Eukaryota, Viridiplantae, Streptophyta, Magnoliopsida, Fabales, Fabaceae.